Messenger RNA from Lutzomyia longipalpis, 587 nucleotides. Its product is annotated as protein KRTCAP2 homolog. The transcript is spliced from 3 exons. NCBI's taxonomy places the organism in Eukaryota, Metazoa, Arthropoda, Insecta, Diptera, Psychodidae. Bases 87 to 491 code for a protein of 134 amino acids. The record is from RefSeq and is a predicted model, not a curated record.
GACUGAGAUGGCUCUCUUGAGUCUCGACUACCGGCUUCUUGACAUUACUUGUAGUGUGGCAAAAAGUGAAAAACAUUCUCAGGAAAAUGGCGGUUCCCACUGUUGUGUCAUUGAUGCUGUCCUCUGUGGCGUGUGUCUUGAUAUUUUCUGGAAUGCAAAUCUAUAAACCCUUCCUGGCUUCCACGAAAGCCACGACCCUCCUGGGUGGAUUCGUUGGAUCCUGGCUCUUCAUUCUCUCCCUCACAGCCAUAUCAAACCUAGAAGCUCUUCUCAUGGGUCGUGGAUUCCAAGCAAAACUCUUCCCCGAAGUAGCAUUCUGCCUGGCAAGUGCCCUGAUUGCAUCCGGAAUGGUUCACAGGGUGUGUGCUACAACAUGCAUAAUCUUUUCACUUGUGGCACUUUACUACAUCAAUAGAAUUUCACAGAAAGUGCACAAUUCCACCAUGACGAAUACAGCGGAAGCAGUUCAUUCCAAGAAGAAGAAAAAGUAAAAUAAUUCAUAAAUUUUUCACAUUAAUUAAUGCUGGCAAAUAAAUUACGUGCCUGGCACAAAAAUAAAAGCAUAGGAUGUGUGAGCAUUUAAUAAA